AUGAGUCGGAAAGAGGGUCUAAGGGCCGACUCUUCCCAAUUCACCUUGGAGGGGGCACCGUUCCGAAUUUUGGGCGGUUCCAUUCACUACUUUCGUGUGCCCAGAGCUUACUGGAGAGACCGGCUGGAGAAGAUGAGAGCCUGUGGUAUAAACACACUCACCACCUAUGUGCCCUGGAAUCUGCAUGAACCAGAAAGAGGGGUUUUCUGUUUCAGUGAGCAGCUGGAUGUAGAAGCAUAUGUCCGCCUAGCAGCAGACUUAGGCUUAUGGGUGAUUCUGCGUCCUGGGCCUUACAUUUGUGCUGAGUGGGAUUUGGGUGGGCUACCCAGUUGGUUGCUGCGUGAUCACAGUAUGAGACUGAGAACCACUUACCCUGGCUUCACAGUGGCAGUGAGCUCCUACUUUGACAAACUCAUCCCAAAAGUUGUCCCUCUUCAGUUUAAGAGGGGUGGUCCAAUCAUUGCAAUACAAGUGGAGAAUGAGUAUGGCUCAUUUGCAAAGGAUAACCAGUAUCUGACUUUCAUCAGAGAGGCUCUUCUCUCCAGAGGAAUUACCGAACUGCUCUUCACCUCAGAUAACCGUGAAGGGUUAAAGUGCGGAGGUGUGGAUGGAGCCCUACAAACCAUUAAUUUUCAAAAAACGUCAUACACUGCCAUCCAGUACUUGGCAAAUUUGCAGCCCCAGAAGCCCGUGCUGGUGAUGGAGUACUGGACUGGGUGGUUUGACGUUUGGGGAGAACCUCACCAUGUUUACCCUGCACAAGACAUGGUUGGUGUGGUGAAAGGGCUUCUGGAACAAGGCAUGUCUGUUAAUCUUUACAUGUUUCAUGGAGGAACCAGCUUUGGAUUCAUGAAUGGGGCUGUGGACUUCGGCACUUACAAACCACAGAUCAGCAGCUACGACUAUGAUGCCCCGUUAUCGGAGUGUGGAGAUUACACUGUGAAGUAUCACUUCCUGCGUGGUGUGCUCUGUAACUUUCACAGUCAGAAGCUGCCUGAGCCUCCUGAAGUGCAGGGUAGGAGAGCAUAUGAGCCCGUGGCUGUAACUCACUAUGUGUCUGUGUGGCAGAGUCUGCAGGCAGCUGAGAAGCCCUUCAAAUCAGAGGACCCACUCAACAUGGAGAACCUUCCUGUCAAUCAUAACAGCGGUCAGUCUUAUGGCUAUACACUGUACGAGACCAAUAUUUACACAGGCGGUCGCCUCAACUCUAGAAACAACAUUCGCGAUCGAGGCCUGGUGUUUGUUGACAGGCAAUUCAUAAGAGUUUUGGAUUAUAAAAAUCAGGAGAUGGGAGUGCCCCACAGUGAGGACAAGAGGAUCCUGAGUUUCUUGGUGGAGAACUGUGGGCGAGUGAACUAUGGAGAUGCUUUAGACAAACAGCAAAAAGGGAUUGUAGGAGACAUUUUGUUGAAUUUUACUCCACUGAAGCAGUUCACCAUCUACAGUCUGGAGAUGACAGCCAACUUCAUGAACAGGUUGAGCACAUUGAACUGGAGAUCCUCCAAAGAAAAGCCCACUACCCCUGGAUUCUUCAGAGGCUGUCUAAAGGUGGACGGCCAACCCAGAGACACCUUCGUCAAAAUGCCGGGAUGGAGGAAAGGUGUAGUUUUUGUGAAUGGGCAUAAUCUGGGACGCUACAGGUCCAUAGGUCCACAGCAGACCCUUUACCUGCCAGCACCAUGGCUCAAGACUGGAGAGAAUCAGGUCACUGUGUUUGAGGAGGAGAAAGCUGGAGAGAGGAUCACCUUUACAGAGAAUCCAGAGUAUGGAAAGACCAUUAAUGUGUCCACACAUCCCUUUUGUACUGUAAUCUAA
Molecule: messenger RNA, 1815 nt
Organism: Chanos chanos (milkfish)
Lineage: Eukaryota; Metazoa; Chordata; Actinopteri; Gonorynchiformes; Chanidae
Product: beta-galactosidase-1-like protein 2
Exons: 18
Coding region: 1-1815 (604 amino acids)
Biological process (GO): carbohydrate metabolic process
Molecular function (GO): beta-galactosidase activity
Source: RefSeq, a predicted model, not a curated record